Molecule: messenger RNA, 1526 nt
Organism: Neopelma chrysocephalum (saffron-crested tyrant-manakin)
Lineage: Eukaryota; Metazoa; Chordata; Aves; Passeriformes; Pipridae
Product: amyloid-beta A4 precursor protein-binding family B member 1-like
Biological process (GO): regulation of DNA-templated transcription
Cellular component (GO): nucleus; cytoplasm
Molecular function (GO): transcription factor binding; amyloid-beta binding
Source: RefSeq, a predicted model, not a curated record
ACCCCCCGGCAGCGGAGCCGCCGCCGCAGGCCCGAUGGACGCGGAGGCGGCCCGGGGGCUGUAGGACCCCCCCAGCGGCAGGAGCGGCCGGGCCGGGCCGGGGGGUCCCGCCGUGCCGGGGGUCGCGCCCGUCCCCGUGUCCUCGCCAUGUCGGGGGCCCUGAGCAAGCGCAGCGACCUCGCCAACGACAACCGGUGCCCGGGGCUGAGCCUGGGGCUGUCCCCCGAGCCCCGCACCGGGCCCGGCGGGGCCCCGGCCGAGGAGCUGCCCGGCGGCGGCUGGGCGAAGGCCGGCCGGGACCAGAACCGCAACGAGCUGGAGCCGGGGCCGGGCCCGGGGGCGUCCCCGGGGGCGCUGGAGCCGGGGGUCCAGGCCCGCAACGCCCGGAACGCCGCCGGGGACCCCCGGGCGCUGCUGAUCGGCGCCUCGGAGGAGGAGGAGGAGGAGGAAGAUGAGGAGGAGGACGAGGAGGAGGAGGACGGGGCAGGGGUCUCCCCGCCGGCCCUGGGCGCGGAGCGGGGCCCGCGGGAGCCCCCCGGGCGCAGCGCCAGCCGCCUCUUCGGGGGGCCCGGCCCCGGCAGCGACGAAGACUCGAGCUGGGCCACGCUGAGCCAGGGCAGCUCCCCCGACGAGCCAGAGUCGCUGUGGCCGCGCGACGCGGGGGCACACGGGGACCUGCCCCCCGGGUGGCUGCGGGUGCAGGACACCUCGGGCACCUACUACUGGCACGUCCCCACCGGCACCACCCAGUGGGAGCCCCCUGGGGGGCCCCACGAGACCCCCUCUGAUGGCAGCACCCCCACCGAGGCGCCUGCCCUCUCCUGGACGAGCUUCGCCCCAGCCGAGACCUUCGGCGACGGAGACUUGUGGAAGGACCCCACGGCCGAGGAGGAGGAGGAGGAGGAAGAUGAGGAACCAGGAGCGUCAGAUGCAGAGACGCCGUCGCCAGGCCCAGGAUCGCCAGGAGAGGGCAUGGCCCUGGGCGAGGAGGACGUGCUGAACUCCAAGGGCCUGCCUGUGCGCUCCCUGGGCUGGGUGCAGCUGCGGGAGGAGGAGCUGGGGCCCGGCCGCAGCAGCGGCACCGUCAGCGCCUGCAUCCGGCAGCUCUCGGGGCCCCGCGACGGCCCCCCCGGCACCUGGGGGGAGGCGCGGGCGCUGCUGCUGCUCGAGGGCCGCACGCUGAAGCUCGUGGACCCCCGGGACCGGGCGCUGCUGCACGCGCAGCCCGUGGGCGGCAUCCGAGUGUGGGGCGUGGGGCGGCACGGCAGCAGGGAGAGGGACUUCGCGUACGUGGCCCGGGACCCCCUGACGCAGGUGCUGAAGUGCCACGUGUUCCACUGUGAGGGGCCGGCCAGCGCCAUCGCCAUGGGGCUGCACCGGGUCUGCGCCCAGCUGACGGAGGAGCGGCGAAGCGCCCGAGCAGCGGCCAACGGGCUGGGCACGGACCACCCCCGGCUGGGGGAGCCCCCCCUGCAGGGUACGGGGCAUGGGGCUGGGGGACCCCCCUGCAGGGUACGGGGCAUGGG